Molecule: messenger RNA, 2109 nt
Organism: Zeugodacus cucurbitae (melon fly)
Lineage: Eukaryota; Metazoa; Arthropoda; Insecta; Diptera; Tephritidae
Gene: hbn
Product: homeobox protein orthopedia
Exons: 5
Coding region: 389-1480 (363 amino acids)
Biological process (GO): regulation of transcription by RNA polymerase II
Molecular function (GO): DNA-binding transcription factor activity, RNA polymerase II-specific; RNA polymerase II transcription regulatory region sequence-specific DNA binding
Source: RefSeq, a predicted model, not a curated record
GCCAGCCCGCUCGGUCGAGUCGACACAUUCAAUUUGGCAGCACUCAAAUAGCAAAGUCCAGGCGGUUGUUGUGUCAGUCGGUGGUUGUUGGUCGUAACAUCAAUUAUAUGUGGUGCGCGCGGGAAAUGUGAUUUUCACAAAAGCAACGUGUGUAUAACGGCAGUGUGCAACUAACUAAUUGUGAAUAAUCUAUGUUGAUGAAAAUACAAACAAGCCUAUAUCUUAUUGUUUACAAAGUGCAAUUAACAAACUUAAUUAUUGUUAGUAAAUUUAUUACUAAACGUGAAAGAACCUCGGUGAACCAAGCGAUCGGUUACUAAUAUCUAACGGAGUUGAGAAUUGUGCAAAGUUUUAGUGUCAAGUUGAGAAGCAGAAAUACUUUUCGAAAAUGAUGUCCACCACAACGUCACAUCCCAUCAUGGCUCCCGUUAUGCGUCCGGUUCAGGAAGGACCCGUCUCAAGACCACGCGCUGUCUACAGCAUCGAUCAAAUUUUGGGUACACAAACGAAGCGAAGAGAUUCCGCCGAAUCCUUGAAUAGCCAUCAAAUACAUAUUCUACAUAACAACAACAAUAAUAUGAAUAAUCAUAAUCUUAGCAACCACUCUAGUAGUAGUAACAACAACAAUAUGAAUAACAUGAAUUCGCUGCAUCACAGUCAUCAUAUGGCUCAACGUGAAGAAUCACCAACAAACAUGGAUAACGGUCUCGAUGUGGAUAAUGAUGAUGAAUUGUCGAAUAGUCUGAAUAGCGGACACGAUUUGGGCGACAUGGAGCGACCGCGUAAGGUUCGAAGAUCGCGCACAACAUUCACAACAUUUCAGUUGCAUCAAUUGGAGCGCGCCUUCGAGAAGACACAAUAUCCGGAUGUCUUCACAAGGGAAGAUCUGGCGAUGCGCUUGGAUUUGAGCGAAGCACGUGUACAGGUGUGGUUUCAAAAUCGUCGUGCCAAGUGGCGAAAGCGCGAAAAGUUUAUGAAUCAGGAUAAAAACGGAUAUUUGCUACCCGAUCAAGGUCUGCCUGAUUUUCCACUCGGCCUACCGAUUCCACACGGCAUACCCGGCCAUCCGGCCACAUUGCCACCCGAGUUCUGGCCCCCACAUUUUGCCUUACACCAACACUUCAACCCCGCACUGUUGCCACCCAGCCUUGUGCCGCACUACAAAUUGCCCAACUUCCACACACUCCUCUCGCAGUACAUGGGUCUGAGCAAUUUGAAUGGCAUCUUCGCUGCUGGCUAUCCACAGAACCUGUCACUACACUCGGCGGCGCAAGUGAGUCCACCAUGCAGCAAUAGUCCGCGUGACAGUCCACCCAGCCAGCCGCAGGUAGGGCUUGUCUCGUUGGUGCCCACCUCGCUAGUGGCGGGCGGCGUAACCUACACAUCUUCGGCUGCGGCCUCGCCCAAAAGCCCGUUGGCGCCAAGUGUGGCGAGCAGCGCCUCGACGCCCGUCUCAGUGGUGACCAAAAGUGAGGACUGAACUUUGCUCUGAAGCAGCUGCGGUCAUUUGGUGGUGGUCACGGUUUAGUGGCAGAUCGUUAUUUGUUUCACGCUGCACAUACUUAAGUAGAUCUGUAUAGUUACGUGAACAGACAUUAUCAGAGAAAUAUUAAUUUGUAAAUAAAUAAAAUUAUAAAUAAUUUAUAUGCAGCAUGUAGGAGUUUGUAGCUUUUAAUUUUCGAAAGUCGAAGUGAAAGUGAUAAAGACUGGGGCGCGUGUGAGCAAAAUUAUGCCCAUACUUAAUGUGUGUGGGUUAGAAAAUAUCUCUUGAGAGCGAAUUUAUAUAUUUGUAAACAACUUUUUGUAAUUAUAAUCCCAUAAUUAUAUUCUCAUAUGUGAUUGAUUUCAUUUAUGGCAUGUUUGAUAAGCUCCAUUAAGGAAGGCAACAAAUAAAUAAUUAUUUAAAAUUAUAAAUAAAUAAAUCAAAUAAGUUAUCUUAUGUGAUUUGCUUCGGAAAUUCGUUAGUUUGUGGUUUUUGUGAACCUUAUGUUGUAUAUUUUAAAAUAACCAAGGAAUGAGAAUCAAUAAAGUAGUGUUAAAUUAUAAGAAAUAUGAUGAAAUGAUUAAGAGAGUAAACUUAUUGUACAUUAAAUAUUAUUAUAGAAAAGA